Molecule: messenger RNA, 1299 nt
Organism: Micromonas pusilla CCMP1545
Lineage: Eukaryota; Viridiplantae; Chlorophyta; Mamiellophyceae; Mamiellales; Mamiellaceae
Exons: 4
Coding region: 78-917 (279 amino acids)
Cellular component (GO): P-body; CCR4-NOT core complex; CCR4-NOT complex
Molecular function (GO): nucleic acid binding; poly(A)-specific ribonuclease activity
Source: RefSeq, a predicted model, not a curated record
CAGCACCUUGCAGAUCUGAGGCCCGUCUCCGACGCCAACCUCCUAAUAUUUUCAAGGGCUGCAGGUGUAUUUGUAUCAUGAAGAUGACAUCCGACAACCUAUUGACACGUGAGGUUUGGGAGGGAAACUUGGAUGAAGAGUUGGCAGUAAUCAGAGAAAUUAUUGACGACUUCCCGUUUGUCGCUAUGGAUACAGAAUUUCCAGGCGUGGUAGCGCGGCCAGUAGGCAACUAUAAGUUGCAGUCAGAACAUCAGUACCAAACACUCAGAUGCAACGUUGACAUGCUCAAGAUUAUCCAGUUAGGGUUGACUUUGACGGAUGCAAGGGGCAAUCUUCCACUGAUAGGAAACUUUUACUGCCUGUGGCAAUUUAAUUUUAGAGAGUUCAAUCUCAAAGAAGACCUGUAUGCACAAGACUCGAUUGAGUUAUUAAAGCAUUCCGGAAUAAAUUUCCAGGCAAAUCAUGAACGGGGAAUAGACGUGCAUAGAUUUGGUGAAAUGCUCAUGGUCAGUGGUGUUGUCUUGAGUGACAAGGUUAAAUGGCUAACGUUUCACAGCGGCCAUGAUUUCGGUUAUCUACUCAAGAUUUUGACCUGCCAGCCACUUCCAGAGGCUGAGUCUGAUUUCUUUUAUGUACUGAGCAUCUAUUUUCCCUGUAUUUUUGACAUAAAAUAUCUCAUGAAGUUCACAGAUAAUCUGCACGGUGGUCUUAGCAAGCUCGCAGAACAACUUGAUGUAGCUCGCAUAGGUCCACAGCAUCAGGCAGGAAGUGACAGCCUCCUCACAGCUUGUGCUUUCUUCAAGCUGAAACAAACGUAUUUUAUUGAGAGUGGGUUGGAACAGUAUAUCGGAGUACUGUAUGGUCUAGGGAACGAUGCAGAAAGCGAUCCACAGCGACCACACACAGUUCAUGCGUAAAUGCACCAUUGAGCUUAUAGAAAUAUCAUUUCAUGACGAAUAGAUAUAGUAGUGAGACGUGCGAAAAUACUGACCCAGUGUAUGGUAACAUGAGGAUUACUCAACCAAAUUUGACUUAGAGCGUCACGCCCUCGCUUAGAACGACGAAAUGAAGUCGACCCUUUUUCCCCGUUAGUAAAUCAAGUUAUUUUGCAAUCUUCACCUUGAAAGUUAACCUGAGCAUGCGUUGUGUUCUUUGCAUGUGCGAAGAAUCCUGACCGCGCGCCAACGUACGGCGGUUCUUUUCAUAUUGGUGCAGUGAGUGAAAACAUUUGUUCUAGAAGACUUUUUGACUCCGAAGUCCCGAGUCGCUAUUUUUUAAUAUUUACAAAAACGACUAUCG